AUGUCUAGACCGGCACCCGGACUAGACCGGCACCCGGACCCAAUAGAACGGGAAGAAGUUCGGGAGGAAGCGAGGGAGUUAAUAACUGGCCACUGGGCCGAGGAUCUUGCCUCGGCAACGUUUGGUCGCCGAACGUUGGAUGCCAUUGGGCCUGUCCUGAACGGCUCGCUCGAUCGGCGGCAUGGGUGCCUCUCGAUGCGUCUAGUGCAGGUGCUGUCCGGGCAUGGCUGCUUCGGAUCGUACCUGUACCGGAUUGGGAGGGAGGAGACUCCACAGUGCCAUCACUGCGAAGCCGAGGUGGAUUCGACAGAGCACACACUCGAGGUGUGCCCAUCGUGGACUGAACCCCGCCGCACCCUGGUGGCAGUAGUCGGGGAUGACCUCUCACUUCCCAGCGUGAUUUCUGCCAUGCUGCGAAGUGAGGAGGCAUGGGAAGCGGUGGCCUCCUUCUGUGAGGACGUCAUGUCACAGAAGGAGUCAGCGGAGCGCGUGCGGGAGAGCGACCCUCUCGCGGCGCCGCACCGCAGACGAAGAAGGGGUGGAAGACGGCGAACACAACGCCCGUCCCCAUCCGCCCUGGGGGGUGAUCAGCGGGCGACAGGCGCGGGGGUGCCACCGCCUGCAUUACAAGGAUCUCCCCUUGUGCUCCGGCCAUCAUAG
Messenger RNA from Helicoverpa armigera (cotton bollworm), 660 nucleotides. RefSeq lists its product as uncharacterized. Lineage: Eukaryota; Metazoa; Arthropoda; Insecta; Lepidoptera; Noctuidae. The transcript has a single exon. The record is from RefSeq and is a predicted model, not a curated record. The coding region runs from base 1 to 660 and encodes 219 amino acids.